Aspergillus calidoustus is the source of this 330-nucleotide messenger RNA. NCBI's taxonomy places the organism in Eukaryota, Fungi, Ascomycota, Eurotiomycetes, Eurotiales, Aspergillaceae. The record is from the annotation of a GenBank genome assembly.
AUGAAGCACCUCGCAGCCUACCUCCUCCUCGCCCUUGCUGGCAACGAGAGCCCCUCUGCCUCCGACAUCAAGGAGGUCCUCUCCUCCGUCGGUAUCGACGCUGAGGAUGCUCGCCUCGAGAAGCUCCUCUCUGAGCUUGAGGGCAAGAACAUCCAGGAGCUGAUCUCCGAGGGUGCCGCUAAGCUCGCCUCCGUUCCCUCCGGCGGUGCUGGUGGUGCUGCCGCCCCUGCUGCUGCCGGUGGCGCUGCUGCCGCUGAGGCCCCCGCUGAGGAGAAGGAGGAGGAGAAGGAGGAGUCCGAUGAGGACAUGGGCUUCGGUCUCUUCGACUAA